GAUUUACUUAAAUAUGAUACCUUCCCUGAAGAUAAAGCCACCGAAAUCUUAAGACAACUUCAGGAACAAAGUAAUGACUGGGACAUACAACAUGUUCGAAUUUACUGGAAUAACAAUCGCCACAACAAGAGAAAAAAGGUUUCUUCUAAUGUUUUCGAUUAUGUGCCAGAAGAAUAUGAAAAAGAUACUAGCUUGGUUGUCAAAUCGGAAAAUGCUAUAGCUGAGACUGCUGAUAAGGAAAGUCACAAAAGACACAAUGUAGUAUAUGAACUUAAUUCAUUAACACAAAAAGAAGGGCUAACAAAAAAUAACAGCCUGCAAGAAAGUCAGAUCGAAAGCAAUAAUGUAAGCACCGGUCAAUUGGAUGAACAAACAGGUGCCAAGCGUCAAUGUAGGAUUAUAAAUGAUAAUGAAAAAAAACUUCUUGAAAGUAUAUUUAAAUAUGAUACCUUCCCUGAAGAUGAGGUUAUUGAAAUUUCAAGACAACUUCAAGAACAAAGUAAUUAUUGGAAUAUGCAACAUGUUCGGGCAUACUGGGAUAAUAAUCGCUACAACAAAAAAAAAGUUUAUCCCGAUAUUGCUGGUUAUAAGGAGUUGGGAAAUUUAUUAAAUGAUGAUAAAUGGGGAUAUAAAGAAGAUGGAUCAGGAACUAUUGCUUAUGUCUUGAUGGAGAAUAAAACCGGAACAUAUCAAAUGAAUUUUACUUGGAAAGAACAUGUAUAUAAAAAACACCAUUAUCCUUUAUUAUGUGGCUUAAUGAUGUGUUCAUUUCAAAUUGACAUUCAAGAUUUUGUUUCUGAAUAA
Molecule: messenger RNA, 804 nt
Organism: Racocetra persica
Lineage: Eukaryota; Fungi; Glomeromycota; Glomeromycetes; Diversisporales; Gigasporaceae
Source: the annotation of a GenBank genome assembly